UAAUGUGCACAGGAUUAAUGUAGCUAAUAUGAAAAAAAAUCUAAUGUCUUUGUUUCUCUUUGUAACAAUCCAAACAUACGUCCUAGCAAAUCGGUGUGAAGUAGCUGAAAUAUGUGUGACGGAUCUUUCACAAGCUGACUGUGGAGCCGGGUUUGUUGUUGUUCCCAAUGCGACUAUAUUUGGAUGUUGCCCUGCUUGCAGACUUGAUGACGGUACGGGCGGAGGUGAAGAUGGAAAUGAAAAUGAUCCAGGUCCUACGGAAGGGUGUCGACCCCCAGCCAAUUGUUUGCCGGACGGACGAUACGCACCCGUGCAAUGUAAAGGCGAUGUAUUCACAGGGAGAUGUUUCUGCUCUGAUGAAAAUGGGAACAGAAUAUUUGGACAAAUGUGGAGAAGUGAAGCAAAUGAGAUGAGUUGCGCAUGUAGCCGUAAAAGACACGAAUUGGAAACGAAACACGGCAAACUAAGUACUUUACACUGCACAUCUAAUGGGGACUAUGAGAAACUGCAGUGUGACGAAGGUAUGUGCUGGUGCGUCGAAACGAAGACGGGACAACCCAUAACGCCGCCGGUGCAAGAAGUCGACAUGAGGCGGCUUCCCUGUUUUAGUGCAGCAUCACUAGGUGAGCAGUACCUGCGAAGAUGUGAAAGUAUUGUGUACGCUUUAGCCACGAUUCACAGAGAACAGUCGGCACACGGAACCAAUUUCUUAGGCAAUCCAAUAACAUUCUGCGAUUUUGACGGAAGCUAUGGAUCAUACCAAAUUCAGAAUGGAAUCGCCUACUGCACGGGUCGAGACGGUAAAAUCUUGGGCUCUUGGCAAGUCGUAGUCAGUACAAUGCAGGGAAUGAAUUGCAAUUGUGCUCGUGAUACUAUGUUGUACUUCCCGGAAAGGGGUAUGACAGUUUCAGAAGUAUGCCAGCCGAACGGUAACUAUCGGCCCAAUCAGAUUGCAGGCAAUGUUACAUACUGCGUCGACUCCGAUGGUUACCAACUCGAGAGCAAAGAAGAUUGGCCUCCGGAAUGCCUUGUUGGUAGUUAAAGCUAGAUAGAAUCUUGUUAGUUAUAGAAAAUUAUAAUGAAAAGUAGAGAUUCCGCGGCCAACCGCUAUUAUUCGAUAUUUUGUCACAAUUCGUCGGAUUCCGAAAAGUAAAGAGAUUGCUCUUACCUAAAAAAUCUUACACAACCAAUACAAAAAAAAAAGCUUAUGUAAAUGUUAAAGAAAAGCUAACGAUUUAGAAGCAAUAUAAACGCUUUUAUUCGAUUGGAAGGCGUUACUUUGCGAAAUUCUUUUAUUUAUAUUAAGCUUAAUCUGAUAUAAUCCGCAAAUCUACACGUUGCAAUUACUUUAAUCUUUAUGCACAACACCACACAUAACGUAAACGGCAGUUUACUCUUUAGCUACUACAAAAAUCCGUCUUUCAUAACGUCAUUUAUUAUAGUUAUUUAACUAUUAUUUUAUUGAAGAAACAUUAA
Pararge aegeria (speckled wood butterfly) is the source of this 1476-nucleotide messenger RNA. RefSeq lists its product as uncharacterized. The record is from RefSeq and is a predicted model, not a curated record. Gene Ontology annotation, cellular component: basement membrane. Lineage: Eukaryota; Metazoa; Arthropoda; Insecta; Lepidoptera; Nymphalidae. The coding region runs from base 29 to 1042 and encodes 337 amino acids. Gene Ontology annotation, biological process: cell-matrix adhesion. The transcript is spliced from 7 exons.